This is a messenger RNA of Amaranthus tricolor (Joseph's coat), 1880 nucleotides long. RefSeq lists its product as uncharacterized. Gene Ontology annotation, molecular function: rRNA (uridine-N3-)-methyltransferase activity. Bases 16 to 1389 code for a protein of 457 amino acids. The record is from RefSeq and is a predicted model, not a curated record. Gene Ontology annotation, cellular component: cytoplasm. Gene Ontology annotation, biological process: rRNA base methylation. The transcript is spliced from 3 exons. Lineage: Eukaryota; Viridiplantae; Streptophyta; Magnoliopsida; Caryophyllales; Amaranthaceae.
GCAACUCAUUUUGAAAUGGAAAAGACUCAAAGUUUUGCUGAAGACUUGCAGACAUUUCUUUUUGAUCAUCAUAACUUUUUCAAAAAUGCAGAUAUUAAAAGCGAUGAUUCUUCAAAAAAAAUGAAUAAACAAAUGUUAUGUAUAAACAAUCAAGAGGAUGAAGAUAUAGAGAAAUGGGUGAAAUACAGUUAUUCAUCCUUUCAUCAAAUACUGCUUGUGGGUGAAGGAGACUUCUCUUUUUCAUUGUCUUUGGCUCACAAUUUGGGUUCUGCCUCCAAUAUUGUUGCUACUUCUCUUGACUCUUAUGGUUCUUUAACAAAGAAGUACAAGAAAGCAAGAUCAAACUUGGUUAAGCUGCAGAAGCUAGGAGCCUUCCUUUUACACGAGGUCGAUGCAACUAAAAUGAAGCUUCACACUGAUCUCAAGAUGAGGAAGUUUGAUCGCAUUAUCUUCAACUUUCCUCAUGCCGGCUUUCAUGGAAGGGAAGAUAAUCCGCUUAUUAUUAAAAAGCAUAGGAGGCUUGUGCAUGACUUUUUCCACAAUGCAAGGGGUAUGCUGCGACUUAAUGGUGAAAUUCAUGUUAACCAUAAAACAUCGGCCCCAUUUUGUAACUGGAAUCUCGAGGAGCUUGCUUCUCAGAACUCGCUUGUACUUUUUGACUGUGUACCCUUUCGUAUUGAGAACUAUCCGGGUUAUAACAACAAGAGAGGGGAUAGCUGGAGGUGUGACGAGCCUUUUCCUUUGGGAGAAUGCAGCACUUUCAAAUUCAUUUUCUCACCUGGGUCUAGAGAUAGGCACAGGUCGGGUUGGCAUGCAAGUGGCUUGGGCAUGGCGCGGCAUGAUACACAAAGCUAUGGGUUAGGGCUGUGGCAGGGACAAGAUGUUUUGAAUUUGGUACGGCGUGUGCUUUGUGCCAGGCAGCCCACUUUUUCGCAUGAAAACAUGACCCGCCAGACAUGGCGCGUUCCGACACAAAACACAGAACAUCCUGCCCCAACCUACCGGCCUGUUCAAACACUGCCUGACUUUCCGACACAAAGCACAGCGCAUCUUGGCCCUCCCUUCCGGCCUGUUCAAACACUGCCUGAUGUCUCGACACAAAACGCAGCACAUCCCACCCCACCCUACAGGCUUGCUCAAACGCGGCUUGAUGUUCCGACACAAAUCACAGCACACCCUGUCACACAUUACAGUCUCUCUCAAAUACGGCCUGAUUUCCCGACACGAAACACAGCACAUCCCACCGCACACUACAGUCUCUCCCAGAUGCGGUCUGAUGUUCCAACACAAAACCAGCAAAUCCCCUCCCACGUCACUGUCUCACUCAAACACGGCCUGCAGCUAGCACAGCAUAGCCAUUCCCACCUUUACCCGGCUCUAAGAUGUUGAGAAAUUGGACUCUGCCACAAGAACAGAAUCCUGCUAGUACCACUAUUGGCUCCCUCUCCAGGUUCCUUUCGGAAUAUUUCUCAUGUGGAGGAGACAUCAGGCCUUCCUAAUUAAAGAAGAGUAAGUCGAAGCCGAAGCUAUGAUAAAUUUGUUAACAUGGGCUUAUGAAAGACUUUUGGUUUUCUUCAUCCAUUUUCUAUAGGAGCUUCAUUGCUUGCGUCUUACAUCAGAGUUUAAAUGGUAUGCCUCAUUGUUGUUGCUUCUGACUUCUUACUGGUGCCAACAUGGGAACUAGGCAUGUUGUGCAUAUGAAUCAAUCAAUGUUUUAAUGAAGAAAAAAUAGGUGUAGCUAGGAUUUUGGAAAGCUUAGGUUAUGUUGAUUGAUUUUUCUGUGUUGUGCUUGGAUUUUGUGAAGAAAGUUAUGAAACUACUUAAACAUGUCUGUUAUUUGACCCUAUAUCAAAUCAUUUACCAUCUCUUAUAGUGUUUCA